AUGCCCUUCGAUAUCACACACAGCCCGAGGGAGGAAGGCGCAGCCGCCUUGGACCUGGAUGAACACCCAGACACUCAACGCUUCCUGCAAGUGCUGGAGGAGCUAGAUGGGCUGCCGCCAAACGGCGGCGAGGAGCGGGCCGACCGCCAGGCAGCUCGGGGGCUCUUUCGCUGGGAGGACGACGUGUUUGUGGCGAGGGCGCCCGGCCGCCUGGAUGUGAUGGGCGGCAUUGCAGACUACAGCGGCUCGCUGAUGCCGCUGGCGGAGGCCUGCCACGUGGCCCUGCAGCGGCACCCGGCGGCGGCUGGGGAGGCGCAGGAGCGGGCGCCGGCGGUGCGUGUCGUGAGUUUUAACGCCGGGGCCGCCGAUCGGGCGCCUGCCUUUGAGGUGGAGCUGGCCCAGCUGCUGCCAGGAGGGGAGCCGCUUGGAUAUCCAGAGGCUCGGGCGCUGCUGCGGCGGGACCCCUCCCUCAGCUGGGCGGCCUAUGUGGUGGGGGCACUGGUGGUGUUGGCACAGGAGCUCGGGGCACGGUUUGCUGAUGGGCUUUCCAUCCUGGUCUCCUCGGAUGUGCCCGAGGGCAAGGGCGUGAGCUCCUCCGCCGCCGUGGAGGUGGCGGCGAUGUCGGCGCUAGCGGCGGCGCACGGCCUGCGCCUGGACGGCCGCACGCUGGCCCUGCUGUGCCAGAAGGUUGAGAACCACGUUGUGGGCGCCCCCUGCGGCGUGAUGGACCAGAUGACUGCGGCGCUGGGCCGGCGCGACCGCCUGCUGGCGCUGCGCUGCCAGCCCGCCGAGGUGCUGGGCGCGGCGGCCAUCCCGCCCCACCUCCGCUUCUGGGGCGUGGACUCCGGCAAGCCUCACAGCGUGGGUGGUUCUGACUAUGGGCGGGUGCGGGUGGGGACCUUCAUGGGGCUGCGCAUUGCCAGCCAGCUGGCGCAUGAGGCGGCGGGCGGCGGCGGGGAGGCGGCCCCCAUAGGCGGCGGCUACUUGGCCAACGUGCCUCCCAGCGACUUUACGUGGCGGUACGAGGGGCAGCUUCCCGAGGUGAUGGAAGGUGCUACCUUCUUGCAGCGAUACGGUUCCCACUGGGACUAUGCCACUAGCGUGGAUCAGGCGCAGAGCUAUGCGGUGCGCACCCCAGCCGGCCACCCGGUGCACGAAAACUUCCGGGUGCAUGCGUUCAAGCAGGUGCUGGCCGCGCCCGCCGACGGCGGCGAGCAGCUGGAGGUGCUCGGCGAGCUCAUGCGGCAGUCGCACGUCAGCUACAGCCGCUGCGGCCUGGGCUCGGACGGCACCGACCGGCUGGUGGAUCUGGUGCAGCAGGAGCGCGGCGCGGCGGCGGCACGAGGCGAGGCGCCCGCCGUGUUUGGAGCCAAGAUCACGGGCGGCGGCUCUGGCGGCACAGUCUGCAUCCUGGCGGCAGCGGGGCAGCGCGGCGAAGCGGCAGUGCAGCAGAUAGUGCAGCGCUAUGCCCAAGAGGCUGGCUUUGCUCCCAAGGUGUUCCAAGGCUCCUCCAGCGGUGCAGCAGAGUUUGGCCACCUGCGGCUGCGGCGCAGGCGGUAG
Chlorella variabilis is the source of this 1560-nucleotide messenger RNA. RefSeq lists its product as hypothetical. The coding region runs from base 1 to 1560 and encodes 519 amino acids. Gene Ontology annotation, cellular component: cytosol; cytoplasm. The transcript has 14 exons. The record is from RefSeq and is a predicted model, not a curated record. Lineage: Eukaryota; Viridiplantae; Chlorophyta; Trebouxiophyceae; Chlorellales; Chlorellaceae. Gene Ontology annotation, biological process: galactose metabolic process. Gene Ontology annotation, molecular function: galactokinase activity; ATP binding.